Molecule: messenger RNA, 726 nt
Organism: Ilex paraguariensis (yerba mate)
Lineage: Eukaryota; Viridiplantae; Streptophyta; Magnoliopsida; Aquifoliales; Aquifoliaceae
Source: the annotation of a GenBank genome assembly
AUGGGUUCACUAACACAGCCCAAGCUUCCGGUUAUCGACUUCUCCUUGGAGAAAUUGAAGUCCUGUACAAGUUCCUGGUCAUCGACACGAGACGAUGUUGUUCGGGCACUCGAAGAAUAUGGCUGCUUCAUUGCAGUGUAUGAUCAAGUUUCUUUGGAGCUUCACAACGCGAUUUUUCAAGUAUCAGAAGAGUUGUUUGACCUUCCUACAGAAACAAAAGUCUUAAACACUUCAGAUACCCCUUCACAUGGCUACGUGGGACAAGAGCCUGUAGUUCCUCUGUACGAAGGGUUGGGAAUCGAAGAUGCAACAACUCUCGAAGGAGCUCAAAGAUUUACCAAUCUCAUGUGGCCAUCUGGAAAUGAUCGUUUCUGUGAAACAACGCUCUCAUUUUCAAGGCUAAUAGCAGAAUUAGAUCAAAUAGUGAUGAGAAUGGUAUCGGAAAGUUAUGGAAUAAAGAAAUCCUAUGAAUCACUUCUUGGAUCAACCUCUUACCUCUUUCGGCUGAUAAAAUAUCGAGCACCCGAGACGAAUCAGACCAAUUUGGGGAUAGUCCCCCAUACUGACAAGAGCUUCAUGUCCAUUCUUCAUCAACGUCAAGUUAAGGGUUUGGAGGUGAAAACAAAGGCAGGUGAAUGGAUUGUUGUUGAUCCCUCACCCUCGUGGUUCGUAGUCAUGGCUGGCGAUGUAUGCAUGGUGAGUUACUUUUCUCACAUAGCUAGAUAA